AUGGCAGAAGACGUGCCACGGAGGGUGAAAGUGACUUGGAGUGAUGAUCUGAGUCACGAUUCAGAAGAAGAAAGGGAGCGCGAGCGCUUGGCGCAAUUGGAACGCGAAUUGGCUGAACUUCCAGUUAAGCCAGAGUACCCGCCAGAAGACCUUGAAAAACUGGUUACCUUUAUCAUGAAAAUGACAACCCUCUACGACCUUCGGGAGACCGACUGGACACCUGAAACUAAAAAUGGAAUAGAGGAAUGGAUCUUGGAACCAAGAUCCUUGAUGCUGUGUAUUUAUUUUAAAGGCGAUGUUCUAAAAACUGCUUUUGACAUUCCACUAACACCUGUAUACGAUCUGAUGUAUUUUAUCAGACAACCUGAUUUUGUCUUCAAAGUGGAAACGUUCCACGAUGACAUUGUCUUUGGCACUUUUGUGGAUUCCGUUGAAUCCAAUAUGAUACAAAUUUUAGAGAUGGUGUACGCUCCUUACUUUUUUGCUAUCACGACAUGGCCUGAAAGCGUAAAAAGUGAAUUUUGUUCCCACAUUCACACGUUUCUGGCAAAACUGACUGAUAUGUAUUACAAAAUGCUUGGUAUUACCGUCCUUUAUAUACCACGGGAAGGACAACAGCUUUCCUUUGAGCAGGCAAGUGCUGACAGAGAGCUGGUGAAAAGGCUUGAAGGUGUCGUGGUCUAUUGGACUCAUCAGAUAAAAUCUUGUAUAGAAGACCACGCGUUUGUGUCGUCGCAACAGGAACUUUUGUGUCCGAGUGAUGAGUAUGACUUUUGGGUUUACAGACAUGAAAACCUAAAUGCUCUACUCUACCAACUACAGAAUCCCGCAGUAAAGCACAUAACGAAAAUUCUUGUCACAACGCAUUCGACGUUCAUCCAUCAAUUUCAAACGCUAUGUGAAGAAAUAGUUCAAAAGAUAAUAGAAGCUUCUUCAAAUAUAGAAUUCUUACAAAUUAUUAAACAACCCUGUGCUGUUUUAGAAUGUGUAGUCGAUCCAGAUGAAAUUUCCAAACACAUUCCACAAAUUAUUAAUCUCUUUAGAUUUAUCUGGAAAGAAUCUCCAUACUACAACUCUGAAGCUCGCAUCACAAAUCUUUUCAAAGCUUUGAGCAACCAAAUUAUAAUUUUAUGCAGAAACUAUAUCCGGUUGGAUGAUCUCUUCGAAGGCCAGACGAAAAAGGCGCUUGGAGAAUUCAGCAAGUGUAUAGACUGUUGCAAGAAAUAUCGAGAAAUUUAUGACGUGAUGGCUGAAGCACAUAGUGAAGAAAACCCUGGCACUUGGGAGUUAGAUACAGGAUCUAUUUUUAAUUAUAUAGAUUCAUUCAUACAGAGGUGCUUCGAUAUGUUAGAUGUUUGUAAUUGUAUGAUAAUUUUCGGAAGGAUCGACGAACUAGAAAAAAUUAAUAAGCCAUUAUUUGCUGGAGCACGUGGUGACCAAUUUGAGGCAAAAUGCGGCCAAAUCGAAAAACUGUUUAACGCCGCUCUUGAUAACGUCAAAAAUGUAGCGUCUAUAAUCCUCGAUGUUCAAGCGCCUGCAUGGUACGACGAUAUACUUCACUUUCGAACUGUUAUUAAAGACAUUGAGAUAAUAAUAGAGAAUUUGGUAGAAUCCGUAUUUGAAGGUGUUAAUCAUGUGGAGGAAGCUGUAGUGGCACUUUAUUCAUUACAUAACUACUCCAAGAGGAAGAAAUUGAGGCGGAUAUUUAAAAGGAAAACUGCUGAGGUGUGGGGAAUGUUUAGUGACGAGGUACAAGACUCCAAAAAGGAUAUGGUGUCCAGUCGUGGUCAGUUCCCAGCAGAUCUGCCUUCAUUCGCUGGCAGAGCGGUAGUUUUAAGAAUGAGGAAGAAUCGGCUGGUUUAUUUGAAGAAGGUAAUGACCGAUGCAUCAGUUUGGAUGAUGCAGUGCAGCAACUCUGAAGAUGUCAUCAUGCACGUCAACCGGCUGACGGGAGCUAUUGACGUCGCUAUCAGAGAGCUUUGGAUUUCGUGGACGCAUAACCUUGAUGACAAAUGUGGAGCGGGCUUAAACAGAACGUUGAUGCGAAAGAGCGCUGAAAAGGAGGGCUUGAUGGAAUGCAACAUAGAUGUAAAUAUUUUAGAUUUGUGCAAAGAAGCCGCUCAUUGGGAGAACUUAGGCUUAGACAUUCCAGUGCAUGCAUAUCAGGUAGGGUAG
Molecule: messenger RNA, 2175 nt
Organism: Parnassius apollo (apollo)
Lineage: Eukaryota; Metazoa; Arthropoda; Insecta; Lepidoptera; Papilionidae
Source: the annotation of a GenBank genome assembly